This is a messenger RNA of Adineta ricciae, 240 nucleotides long. The record is from the annotation of a GenBank genome assembly. Lineage: Eukaryota; Metazoa; Rotifera; Eurotatoria; Adinetida; Adinetidae.
AUGCAAAUUAUGGUCCAUCCACCUUAUUCGCCUGACCUUGCUCCUUGUGAUUUCUGGCUCUUCGGCUAUCUAAAACGUAAUCUCGAUACAUAUCCAGAUUCUACAAGUUUGGCUACAGCAGUAACCAAGGAGCUCAACUCAAUACCUGUUAAUGAAUAUCAAAAGACCUUUCAGAAAUGGAUCCAAAGGAUGAAACUUUGUAUCGAACAUCGUGGGGACUACUUCGAACAUUUAAUGUAA